Cannabis sativa is the source of this 1909-nucleotide messenger RNA. Its product is annotated as probable beta-1,4-xylosyltransferase IRX10. The transcript is spliced from 4 exons. Gene Ontology annotation, biological process: glucuronoxylan biosynthetic process; plant-type secondary cell wall biogenesis. The record is from RefSeq and is a predicted model, not a curated record. Gene Ontology annotation, molecular function: glycosyltransferase activity. The coding region runs from base 544 to 1794 and encodes 416 amino acids. NCBI's taxonomy places the organism in Eukaryota, Viridiplantae, Streptophyta, Magnoliopsida, Rosales, Cannabaceae.
AGUGUAAGGGAAGGAAAGUAAUAAAAUACAAAAAAGCUACCAAACUUUCAAAACUGUGUAUAUAUAAAAUAAAGUUGGUAACUCAUGAAGAAAUAUAGGGUGACGAAAAUGAAAGCCACCUAAAUAAAAUAAAACAAAAAAUAUAUAUUACUAGAUUACUUCUCAUCUAGUCCAUAUAGCAAGAGCUCACUAGCUAGGCUCCCCAAUUAAACACUGUUUUUUCUUCUUCCAAUCCCAGCUAUUAACACAACGCUUUCAACUUCGAUUCGACGACACAACAUUUCUUUCAAGUUAUCUAUUUUGGCUCCCCAACUACUCCUCCCUCGUCAACUCUUCCAUUAAUUUGCAUGUAUAAGUUUCAAACCUUUUACAUAUAUUUAGUCUUACUUAAGAAAAAAUAAAUAAUCUUAACUACCACCAGUCCACCUCACGACGUUCCAACCGUUUUCUUACAAAAUAUUAUAUAUCUUUAUAUAUCUCCACUCUCUCAAACACCCCAUUAUUUUUUUUUUCUUUGAUUUUAGCCUCCAUUGAUCGGUAGCUAUGAGGAAUUGCCUAAGGGUUUUACUUCCUCUACUGAUUUCUGGCUUUGUUUGGACCAUCUCUGCCGAUAAUGAUGAUCAGGGUCUUCGUACCGAGAGAAUUUCAGGAAGUGCUGGUGAUGUGUUGGAAGAUAAUCCAAUUGGAAAGUUGAAAGUAUAUGUGUAUGAAUUACCAAGCAAAUACAACAAGAAGAUUCUUCAAAAGGACCAAAGAUGUCUGAACCAUAUGUUUGCUGCUGAGAUUUUCAUGCACAGGUUUCUUCUGUCUAGCCCAGUUAGGACAAUGAAUCCAAACGAAGCUGACUGGUUCUAUACUCCUAUUUACACCACUUGUGACCUUACACCUACUGGCUUACCUUUACCAUUUAAGGCUCCACGGAUGAUGAGAAGUGCAGUUCAACUCAUCUCUUCAAAUUGGCCUUAUUGGAAUCGAACAGAAGGAGCUGAUCACUUCUUUGUCGUUCCCCAUGAUUUUGGAGCUUGCUUUCAUUAUCAGGAAGAGAAAGCGAUUGAACGAGGAAUACUUCCAUUACUGAAGCGAGCUACUUUGGUUCAAACAUUCGGGCAAAGGAACCAUGUGUGUUUGAAAGAAGGUUCCAUUACCAUUCCUCCAUAUGCUCCACCUCAAAAGAUGCAAGCCCAUUUGAUCCCACCAGACACUCCACGCUCCAUCUUUGUCUAUUUCCGUGGUUUGUUCUAUGAUGUUAACAACGACCCUGAAGGAGGUUACUAUGCUAGGGGAGCAAGAGCAGCGGUGUGGGAGAAUUUUAAGAAUAACCCUUUGUUCGACAUCUCAACAGAUCACCCAACCACAUACUACGAAGACAUGCAACGAUCAGUGUUCUGUUUGUGCCCACUAGGAUGGGCACCAUGGAGUCCGAGGCUGGUGGAGGCAGUGGUGUUCGGAUGCAUCCCAGUGAUUAUAGCCGACGAAAUAGUAUUGCCCUUUGCCGACGCAAUUCCAUGGGAAGAAAUAGGAGUGUUCGUGGCAGAAGAAGAUGUGUCAAAGCUGGAUACCAUGCUCACAUCAAUUCCACCAGAAGUGAUUUUAAGGAAACAAAGGUUGUUAGCCAAUCCAUUCAUGAAAAGGGCUAUGAUCUUCCCCCAACGCGCGCAGCCUGGCGAUGCAUUUCAUCAGAUUCUGAAUGGACUCGCCAGGAAGCUGCCUCAUCCCAAGACUGCCUACUUGAAGCCUGAUCAGAAGCUUUUGAAUUGGACUGCAGGGCCUGUUAAGGACUUAAAGCCUUGGUAGAAGAUGACACAGUAAACCCCACAUACAAUUUUUUGUAAAAAGAAAAAUAUAUGAUGAUUUUGUAGAAUGAGAUAAGCCAGUUGGCAAACUUGAAAGAAAUUUAAUUUCAAACAAA